GUUGCCCCGGGCGCCGGGCCCCGGUUCCCCGCCGCCCCUCCCUCGGCGCUGGGCUCCUGGCGGCGUCCGGGGCGGGGCCGUUCCCUCCAGAGCCCCUGUCCCUGAGCCGACACGCCCACCCGAGAGGCGACUGGGGCUGGGCCUCCUGCCGGGCUGUCGGCGCGGUCUCCCCCAGGCUUGGCUCCGGGGCUGGCGGUGCCCUCGGCGGCGGGCGCGGCGCUGGGGUUGGGGAGCACGGGGCGCGGCCGUAGGCUUAGUAGGGUUCGACUAGGGCCUGCUGGCCUCUGACCUGACUUUCCGCCUCUUCCCAGUCCCGCGCCUUUGAUGGAGGAAGUGGGGGGACCCCGGAUGGGCACUUAGGGAAAAAGGGCGAGGCUGGAGGAAGGACAGUCUCCGUCCUGGCUUCUGAACCCGCAGGGACGGAGCGAUUUCACACCUGAUGGCCUGACAGGUGGAUGAACUCCUGUCCUUUCGGUAACCGAGGCAGCUGCCCCCCCUCCCCCCGCCCCGUCUCAUUUUAUGGCAUUUCACGGAAUCACUUUCAAAUCACCUGUCUCUCCCAGACCUGAUAAUGGCAUUAUUGCUUUGGCUGGGAAGUGCUGGAUUGGUCCGUGGCGCUGAAGUUCUCAACAAGAACAUGGACCCCUUCGUUAUCUUAAAAUAACAAAGCUAGCUGAGGACCCACAGCGAGUGACAUUUUUCAAGUCUUUGAUACUUCCGCAGUGCUGGGGAAGACAGACAGGGACACUAUCCGGAAAAAAAUAUCCAGGCGAUUAUGACUAUGGAGAAAUGUCGGCCUGGAUUAGAUAUCUUCUGCAUAAUGGCAGAGGUGAAAGGAGAAACAGUGCGCCAUGUCUUUGCAGGACCCCACUCUCGGCAGAGAGGGGAACACAGAGGAAGAGAUUAUGGCUGCUGUGGUUUUUUCUGUUGGACCUCUGAAGUGACCAAGCUUAAUAGAUGACAUGGAGAGAAAGAAGAUGUUUAAGACACAGAGCUUGGCUGUAGGGUGCUUACAGUCUCAUUGAGGUUCUUUUUUGAAGCCUCCUUUAAAAACUAUGCGGUUGUAUCUUUCUCAGUCUUGUGUUUGUCAUUGUCUCAAACAAAGUUGAAGAAGAUGAUUGGAUGUUACUAUGGGAUGAAUCCUGAAGUUUCCAAGCCAGAUGAAGACCUUCGCCUUCAGGCUGAAGAGCCAGAAUUGGAAAAGGAUUCUGUGACAUUUAAAGAUGUGGCUAUAGACUUCUCAUUAGAAGAGUGGAGGUUGAUGGACCUUUCCCAGAGGAACCUGCACAAGGACGUGAUGCUAGAGAAUUACAGGAAUCUUGUCUCCCUGGGGCUUGCAGUUUCCAAACCAGACAUGAUAUCUCACCUGGAGGAUGGCAAAGGACCGUGGGUGGUAGUGAGGGAAAUUGCAAGAACCCCCUACCCAGAGCUGGGGACCAAACCUGCAGCCAAGAAUGUUGUAUCAACAGAAAAUACUUCUGAAGAUGUAUCACAAGAGACCAUAAGAGAUAAACUCACAGAGAACAGUCUGUGGAACCCCAGCAUGGGAGGAUUAUGGAAAUGGAAUGAAAGGAUAUUGAGAUUGCAAAAUAGUCAGGAAAAUCAUUUGAGUCAAAGAAUAGUUACUCACAAGAAAAUUUCCACUGGUCAAAGAGGAUUUAGAUUUGGAUCUAUUCUUUUUCCAGAAGCGGGAGUUAUCACAGAAGGGCCCCACAGCAAAUGCCAAACACGUGAAAGUUUCACUGAGAAUUUAGAUUUGAUUACAGAUACCCAUCUAGGAAAGAAAAUCUGCAAGGAUACAGAAGGCAGCAAAGCUGUAAGGCCUACUUCAGAACUUACUUUAGGAAAAAAAUACAAUAAUAAAGAAAAACCCUAUAAAUGUAGUACCUGUGAAAAGUCCUUUCGUUACAGGUCAUUACUCAUUCAACAUCAGAGAACGCACACUAAAGAAAAACCUUAUGAAUGUAAUGAAUGUGGGAAAAUGUUCAGCCAGCCUUCAUAUCUCAGUCAACAUAAAAAAAUUCAUACUGGAGAAAAACCCUAUAAGUGUAACGAAUGUGGAAAGGCCUUCAUUGCUUCUUCGUCACUUAUGGUACAUCAGAGAAUUCAUACUAAGGAGAAACCUUAUCAGUGCAAUGUCUGUGGAAAAUCUUUUAGCCAGUGUGCUCGCCUUAAUCAACACCAGAGAAUUCAAACCGGAGAGAAGCCCUAUAAAUGUAGCGAAUGUGGGAAAGCUUUCAGUGAUAAAUCAAAACUUGCAAGACAUCAGGAGACUCACAAUGGAGAGAAACCCUACAAAUGCAAUGAUUGUGGGAAAGCCUUUAGGAAUAAGUCCUAUCUUAGUGUACAUCAGAAGACUCAUACUGAAGAGAAACCAUAUAAAUGCAAUGAAUGUGGGAAAUCUUUCAAGAAUACCACAAUUUUUAAUGUUCAUCAGAGAAUUCAUACUGGAGAGAAACCCUUCAGAUGUAAUGAAUGUGGGAAAGCCUAUAGAAGUAAUUCCAGCCUUAUUGUACAUAUAAGAACUCAUACUGGGGAAAAACCUUAUGAAUGUAAUGAAUGUGGGAAAGCAUUCAAUCGUAUAGCAAAUUUCACAGAACAUCAAAGAAUUCAUACAGGAGAAAAACCCUAUAAAUGCAACGAAUGUGGAAAAGCAUUCAUUAAUUAUUCAUGCCUUACCGUACACCACAGAAUGCAUACAGGAGAGAAACCUUAUAAAUGUAAUGAAUGUGGAAAGGCCUUCAUGCGUUCUUCAUCCCUAAUUAUACAUCAGCGGAUUCAUACUGAAGAAAAACCUUAUCUAUGUAAUGAAUGUGGGGAGUCUUUCAGAAUAAAAUCACACUUAACUGUGCAUCAGAGGAUUCAUACUGGAGAGAAACCGUAUAAAUGUACUGACUGUGAGAGGGCAUUUACCAAAAUGGUAAAUCUCAAGGAGCAUCAGAAAAUCCAUACUGGAGUGAAACCUUAUAAAUGCUAUGAUUGUGAGAAAUCUUUCAGGACUAAGUCCUACCUUAUCGUACAUCAAAGGACCCAUACUGGGGAAAAACCAUAUAAAUGUAAUGAAUGUGAAAAGGCUUUCACUAACACAUCGCAACUUACCGUACAUCAAAGAAGGCAUACUGGAGAAAAACCCUAUAAAUGUAAUGAGUGUGGGAAGGUUUUCACAAGUAACUCAGGCUUUAAUACCCAUCAGAGAACACAUACUGGAGAGAAACCAUUUAAAUGUAAUGACUGUGGGAAAGCAUUUAGCCAGAUGGUACACGUCACAGAACAUCAGAAAAUCCAUAGUGGAGAGAAACCCUAUAAAUGCGAUGUCUGUGGAAAAGCCUUCAGGAGGGGUUCCUACCUUACAGUGCAUUGGAGAACACAUACUGGAGAAAAACCCUAUACGUGUAAGGAAUGUGGAAAAGGUUGUAUCACUCUAUCACAGCUAACUCUUCAUCAGAGAAUUCAUACUGGGGAAAGGCCCUACAAAUGUGAAGAAUGUGGAAAAGCCUUCAGAACCAACUCAGAUUUUACUGUACAUUUGAGGAUGCAUACUGGAGAAAAACCCUAUAAAUGUCACGAAUGUGGAAAAGCCUUUAGGAGUAGCUCAAGCCUUACUGUACAUCAGAGAACCCAUCAGAGAGAAACUCAGUUAAUAUAAAAAGUAACAAACCAUUCAUCCAGAUGUCAGCUCUACAAGGAGAAUCUUAUAAACUGUGUCUUUUAUGAAUGUGGGAAAACUUUCAGGAGCAAUUCACUAGAAAACACACACUUAAGGGAUACUUUAUAAACAUAAAAAUGUGGAAAACUCAUAUUAAAUCUUAGAAGUUACAAGCAAAUUCACAGUAGAGAAAAAUAGUGGACAAAUGAAAGCCUUCACCCAGAUUUCAUACUUUGUUCACUUAAAUUAUCUUCAAUGAAUUGCCUAUAAUUUUUUACCUAUUUUUCUAUUGGUUUGUCUUUCUUACAAAUCUGGAGGUGCUCUUUAUAUACUUGAAAUAUGAAUCCUUUGUCAUGUGUGUUUGAAAAUUUUUUAAUCUAGCAUUUGUUUUUAUGCUUUUUUAUAUGGUAAAAGAAGUUGCCACAUUUUAAUUUUUCAUAGAUAUUUAUUUUCCUUUUUAGAUUAAUUUACUCUUUUAGUUAAAAGAGUCUCCUUAAUCCCUAGGUUAUACAUAGUGUUCUAAAUUUGUUUCUAAGAUUUUGUUAAUUUUAUAUUUUAUAUUAAAGUCUUUAAUCUGUCUGAACUAGAUGGCUAGUCAUAGAAGAGCAAAUUGCCAUUAAUCUCUGAAAAUAUUAUAAACCUAAGGUAGUACUCAGGGAAAUGCAAAUUAAAACAACCAAUGAGAUGUCACCUCCACUAAAUGGAGUUGGCAAAAAUUAAGAGAUCUUUUGGUAGUGGGAUUUGGGAAACCAUGUACUCUUAACACAAACGGUUAUAUCGACUUCUGUUUCCACCAGCAGUUAAGCAAUAUGUAUUCAAAUAUUUUAAUAACAUUUUAAAAUAAAAAUACUUUGACCUAGCAGUCUCACUUUGGGGAUCUUCCCCACAGAAAUAACAGCAUCAGUGCGUAAGAAUACACAUAAGUCAGGAUUUUUGUUGAAGUACUGUUUGUAGAGGCAAAGUAGAAAACCAAGUGGAGACUAAGUGAAUGCCCAUUAAUUGGGAAAUGGUUGAAUAAAGUGUGAUAUAGCCAUUCUAUGGAACAGCAUGAGUAAUUUUUAAAAUUAGUUAUAUCUACACUAGUUGAUCUCAAGGUAUUUCCACAAUUUUUAAUAACUAAUUGCUUUAUUGCAGAGCUUUAUGUGUACAGGAUUUCAUUUUUUGUUAAAUGGUCAUUCCCAUUUAUGUAUAUAUGUGUAUGUGAUGAGCAUGGAAACAAGUAUAUAUACUUGGCUGAAUAUAUACCAAGCUGUUAAUAUUGGUUACCUUGAAGGCAGGGAGAAGAGAAGUAGGGGAAAGGACUAGAAAAAAAACUUUUUUUAAUGUAAGUGCAGCAUGUAUGGUAUAAAAUUCUAUAUAAAACUGUAUUUGUAUGAACUUUUGAGAACUACGAAUGAAGGAUGGUCUCCAAAAAGUUAGAUUGUUUUAGAGUUGGGGGAGUAUGCAGUACUUUUUGUCCGAUUACUGCACUUCUAUGUAUUUUAUAAGCUUUCCUUCCCAACAAGCAUGUGAUAUUUAACAUAAACAGGAAACACCAAUUUUACUUGUGAAGGUAAUUUACUGGACACCUGUUAUGUACCAAGAAUUACCCUAAUAUAUUGGCAGGGUAGGGACAGUCAGGAAUCUAAGAGCAUGGGAAUUUGUUCUGAUGCUGCAUAGAUUCCAAACAAGUUACCCAGCACCUCAUUACACCCACCGUCUCGGUUUCAUUUAGAAGAGGUAGUAAUUUCAGACAAAUGAGAAACGUACCCAAGAAUAUCUGGAACUUGUGUUCAGGCUAUAAAUCAGAAAACUGCAAGCCUCAAGAGAAGCUCCACCUUCAACAUGGCACCAAAGAAAAGGCCACAGUGAUGAAAAGUUCCAUGUACAGCCUCAUAGAACAUUACAUGAUGGAAUAGAGAGAGGGGAAACAGCCAGACACCCGAGUCCAUAAAAAAGGAAGUCUUGGGAGUUCUGGAAAUACUAAGAGUCCUGGAACAAAGAUGAGAACCAAAAGGCUAUGGCCCUGAUAUCAGAAGGCCAUAACAAACCAUGGACCUGAUACCCAAAAAGGACAAGACAUGAUGAGCUAUACUUCAGUGGAGGCUGAAGAAAAGAGAAUCCCGGUACUCCUCCCACAAUGUUGGAAUAUGUAUAUAUCCAAUAUUGGGGAGGAGAUAUUGGAUAAAUGAUAGGAGCUACCUCCCAUUACAAGUAAAUAAUUUGACACUGGUUAAAAUGACCAUUUCUGAUUGAAUUUUAAUAAUGGAAUUUAUGAAUUGUUACCAAGAGACAUACCUCCUUUGGAUGUAAUGUAUGGGUUUCUGAUUGGAAAGUUUAGAGUUACACCUUGACAUACUAUCCUUAAGAAACCUUGCUGUUAAACAGUUGACAUGACUUGAUGCCUACUCUGUCAGCUGCUUCUUUCUACCUCCUAACCCUCACCACACAUAAAACCCUCUGCCCUGCUUUAGAGCCAAACAUUUCAAGAAGAGGAGCAUCGUCAGCAGGUUCAAAUGACAUAACUGAAAAGUGUCCACAGGAUUAGGGGACGGAGAUGGCACAAGAGCAGUUUCGGGGCACCUGGGUGGCUCAGUCGGUUAAGCGGCCGACUUCAGCUGGGGUCAUGAUCUCGCGGUCCGUGAGUUCGAGCCCUGCGUCGGGCUCUGCGCUGACAGCUCAGAGCCUGGAGCCUGUUUCAGAUUCUGUGUCUCCCUCUCUCUGAACCUCCCCUGUUCAUGUUCUGUCUCUCUCUGUCUCAAAAAUAAAUAAACGUUAAAAAAAAUUUAAUACAAGAGCAGUUUCAAUGGAGAGGUAAGCCUGGUUCUAAUGUAUGGCAGUAUCUCAUUAUAGGUUGAAUUUGCAUUUCCUUUAUGGCUAAUGAUGUUGAGUCUCCUUUUAGGUGCUUUUUGAAUAUCCUCCUUUGAGAAGUGCCUGUUCAAGACUUUUGCCCAUCUUGGGAGGCACCUGGAUGGCUCAGUUGGUUAAGCGUCUGAGUUCAACUCAGUUCAAUGGAGUGCAGCCUGGAGCCUGCUUUGGAUUCUGUGUCUCCCUCUUUCUACCCCACCCCCGUUCGUAUGCUGUGUCUCUCAAAAAUAAACGUUAAAAAAACUUUUUUUAAGACUUUUGCCCAUGUUUUAAAUUGGGAACUCUGUUCAUUUGUAGGAUUCUAUAUUCUGGGUGCAAGGUACCUUUUUUUUAAUAUUUUUUUGGGGGGAGUGCAAGUGGGGGAGGAGUAGAGCGAGGGGGACAGAGGGUCUGAAGCAGGCUCUGCGCUGACAGACUGACAACAGUCAGCCCAAUGUGGGCUUCAAACUUGCAAACCACAAGGUCAUGACCUGAGCCGAAGACAGACACUCAACCAACUGAGCCACGCAGGUGCCCCACAAGGUACUUUUUAGAUACUUAUAUCACAAACAUCAUCUCCAGCUUGCCUUUUCACUCUCCAAAUGAUGUCCUUCAAUGAACAGAUGUUUUUAAUUUUAAUAAAAAAUAACCUAUUCGUGCUU
This is a messenger RNA of Felis catus (domestic cat), 7134 nucleotides long. It is a transcript of the gene ZNF624, whose product is annotated as zinc finger protein 624. The transcript has 8 exons. Gene Ontology annotation, molecular function: DNA-binding transcription factor activity, RNA polymerase II-specific; RNA polymerase II cis-regulatory region sequence-specific DNA binding. The coding region runs from base 1115 to 3646 and encodes 843 amino acids. Lineage: Eukaryota; Metazoa; Chordata; Mammalia; Carnivora; Felidae. The record is from RefSeq and is a predicted model, not a curated record. Gene Ontology annotation, biological process: regulation of transcription by RNA polymerase II.